This is a messenger RNA of Ruditapes philippinarum (Manila clam), 2160 nucleotides long. RefSeq lists its product as uncharacterized. The record is from RefSeq and is a predicted model, not a curated record. Gene Ontology annotation, molecular function: ammonia-lyase activity. Bases 129 to 2012 code for a protein of 627 amino acids. Lineage: Eukaryota; Metazoa; Mollusca; Bivalvia; Venerida; Veneridae. The transcript is spliced from 3 exons.
UAUAAAUGUCACCAUUUGUCAAUGUGGGCAGUUAAUAAAUCCAAUUUUCCGUUCACAUGUGUUGGAGGACUGGACCAUCCUAGACGUGUUCAAAGGUAAAUGAGGUGUAUACACUUGCAGUAAAUGUGAUGGCUUCGGAAACGCCGCACCUGAAACAAUCACUUGACUGCAUUCGGGAGCUGAAAGCAGUGCCUGACGUCAUCAAUCUUGAUGGUCAUAAACUCACAGUUGCAGCUCUCAAACGUAUUGCCAGCGAUAGCAAAGUCAAAGUCAAACUGACAGAAAAUGCGGUGAACGAAAUUGAAAAGAACGCUAAAUUCUUACAGGAUUUAGUCGACAAUGAUAGCAGCGUAUACAUAUAUGGCCUCAAUACAGGGUUUGGGGGCUCGGCAGAUGUUCGCGCCAAAAAUGCAGAAGAUGUUCAAGAUUCUCUUUUACGACAUCUAAAUAUUGGAUUUGGGAAAAAGUUCUCCCCUGGUCCCGUUCGUGCUGCAAUGGCUGUUAGAGCAAAUUCACUCAGUCUGGCAUAUUCUGGAGUGUCUGCGGAUUUUGUCCAAAAGCUUGUUGAUCUUAUCAACUGUAAUAUUGUACCGGCUGUUCCUCUUCGCGGGUCUAUUAGCGCCAGUGGUGAUCUUAUUCCACUUAGCUAUGUCGCAGCUGCAAUGAUUGGACGAGAAGAUUUGACAGUCUUUUACCACGGAGAGAAAAUGAAAUGCCAAUCAGCUCUCGCGUCUGCAAACAUUACUCCAGCGGUAAUGGGUCAUAGAGACGGGCUUGCCGUUGUCAAUGGUACAUCGUUUACAGUUGGUAUUUCAGCACCUGUUCUUUACGAUGCAAAUAUCGCUUGUCUUCUGACACAAGCAUGUACAGCUUUGGCAGUUGAAGCACUUCAUGGAACCACAGAAAGCUUUCAUCCAAUCAUACAAGGUUGUAUGCCUCAUUGCGGUCAGUCGGAAGUUGCAAAAAAUGUGCGUGCCAUUUUACAAGGCAAUCAACUUGCAGUCCAUCGCCUUGAUAUGAACAAAAAGGAAACGCUCUCAACACAUCGCCUUAAGCAAGACCGCUACAGCUUACGAAGUGCGCCACAAUGGCUUGGCCCAGUCGUAGAAACAAUGAAAGAGGCAAACAGGAAGUUUCUUGUCGAGUUACAAGGCGUGUCGGAUAAUCCAAUUAUUGAUCAUCGCACAGGAACUAUUCUAAAUGGCGCCAAUUUUCAAGGAGAAACGUUGUCACUUACGCUUGACCAUAUGCGACAAAGUAUAGGCGUCUGUGGAAAAUUGUUAUUUGCCCAAUUUUCAGAGCUAGUCAACGUAAACUUGAACUUUGAGCUACCUCCGAAUCUAUCAGGAAGCGAUUUCCACGUUGAUUUUGGUUUUAAGGGAGCUGAUAUCGCGAUGGCAGCAUACAUGUCUGAGUUAGACCACGUGGUUAACCCAAUGAGUAAUCACGUGGUUAGUGCCGAAAUUCACAACCAAUCAGUGAACUCGUUAGCGCUGAUAAGUUGCCGCCUCACUAAAGAAGCUUUGGAAAUUAUACAGAUGAUGCUUGCCAACCACUUAAAUAUGCUUGUACAGGCUGUUGACCUUCGAUACCUCCGCAAAAUGGCUUUGAAACAGUUAUCAAACCUCAGUACAAAACAUAUUGAAAUCGCUGACUGCAUACAUCAAACGAAAUGGUACGAGUUCGUUCUUCGUCCAAAAGACAUAAUACAAGAACUGGAGAUGAAAAUAGAUGGAAAAAAGACGCUACUGCAAGCUGGACUUGAGAACGGACUGCAAGAUGUGUAUGGUGAUAUGAAGAAUGGAAAAUGUAGCACACAUGAACACCUCGGACAAGGGACGAAGCGGUUAUAUAACUUUGUAAGGAAAGAGCUGCAAAUACCGUUCUACCACGGACAGGGGCCGAUGGACAAAUGGAUUGACGAUAUAUUUAAAUCGAUUCGGGACGGAAGAAUUGAUGACAUCAUUCUGGACGUAUUUGCUGAGAACAAUGUAUGCCAUGAACAGUGUUGAAAUGGAAAACAAAAAUGUCGUGUCCGAUCAAACCUUACUUUCAAAAAGUGCUUAAUUAAAAAAAUUGAAUGUUUUAAGCUAAAACCAUUUGAUCUACUGGACUGAGCAUAGACUUAUAAUUGGAAUAAUUGGCAAGUCUUCGAAAUCU